Tetrahymena thermophila SB210 is the source of this 1161-nucleotide messenger RNA. RefSeq names its product ankyrin repeat protein. Gene Ontology annotation, molecular function: protein binding. The transcript is spliced from 6 exons. The record is from RefSeq and is a predicted model, not a curated record. NCBI's taxonomy places the organism in Eukaryota, Ciliophora, Oligohymenophorea, Hymenostomatida, Tetrahymenidae.
AUGGAAGAAUAAAAUAUAACUACCAACAUUUCUGCCAUUAGAGAUACAUCAAAGCAGCAUUUAGAUAAUAGUGACAUUCAGAAUUACACCCAUGAUGAUAGAUACAAUGUUUCCUUCUCAAAAUCUUAGAGAAAAAAAAGAAAGAAAUCUCUUGCAAUUCAAGACAUUUAUUACAAUUAUGAAUAACAAUAAAAAGAGAUAACAUUAUAGGAUCACCUUUAAGAAAAUGAUAAAUCCACAAUAGAAUACCAAGCAAUUCAGUGCUCAUAACAAAGAAUUGAGCAAAAAGUAUCUCCUAAUUAAAAUAAAAUUUGCUUUAAAGGAAUUAGCUAAGAAAAUGAAUCAGCUAAUAAUGAAAUAGAUCUUUUUUAAAAGCCAUAAAAUAGCAAAAAAAGAAACACUUAUGAGUUGCCAACUCUUAAAAUUCAAAUAAAGCGCUCUACAAACACAAAUGUUGAUGGAGAAGAGCUAUAGAAUUCCCACAUCUCUAGCAAUGCUUCACCAGGCUUGAAGAGGUGGAAAAAGCUAUCUAUUGUAAUGAAAAGCAUUCAAGCCUUUCAAAAAAGCGAAAUAAAAAACAUUUAACCAAAUGAUAUAGAGGAGGAAAUAAAAAAUUCACCCUCUCCAAGAAAAAAAAAGGAGGAAAGCCAUAAAGUCUUUAAUUAUGAAUAAGAUUUUGAGAUGAUUAAAAUAUUGGAUAAUUAUCGGAGAAUUGAAGAAUUGUGCUAACUUUGUAAAAAUGGAUCACCUUAAGACCUUGAGAAAAUAAAAAGUAUCAUUUAAAACGAUCCUAAAAGAUAUAUCAGAUCUCCAGAUGACCCAGAACAUUUAAUAAAUAAACUAAAUAGCUAAGGGUUUUUCCCUCUUUACAUUGCGUGCAUGAAUUAAAAUAUAGAAAUUGUAAAGUUUUUAUUGAAAAUUGGGGCAAUUCCAAGUAUUAAAACCAAAAACUAAGAUACUUGCUUAGAAGUAGCUGCAAGAUGGCGAUAUGUGAAUAUUGUUCAAAUAUUACUCUAAUAUGAGAGUAAAUUAGAUACUAGAGAUUUAGAAAAUAGUCGAAGAGCUUGUGGCAAUCACUAAGAAAUUGAUGAGCAAAUUCAUUAAAUCAUUCUUAAGAGAUCAAAUAAUAUAUUUAAAUACUGCUUUCCUUGUUUUUUUUGA